AUGGUGCCCCCUUGGCCCGGGCCGCUGGAGCCGCCCCGGGGGCCGGACGUCGGGGGCGCUGCCGCUCGCGGGCCCGAGAGGGCAGGCGGGGUGGGGCGCCUCAGGGAGACGCGCGCCCCGGCGGAAGCUCAGUCAAGCUCAGGGGAGGAGGCAGCCGACGCGCUCGAUAGCGGGGACUCGGGCGCGCUGCAGGAAGCGAGGGGCAGGAGCGGCAGCCGCGCCCAGGCGGACUUGGCGGCGGGGGCGGGAUGCGGUGAAGGCCGGCCAGGGGCCCCGGCCGAGAUGAGCGCCUCUGCGGCCACCGGAGUCUUUGUGCUGUCCCUCUCCGCUAUCCCCGCCACGUACGUCUUCAACCACCUGGCAGCUCAUCGCAAUUCCUGGGCAAUUGUAGCUGCUGGAUUACUGGUUCUACUCAUUGUAGCUUUGUUGGCUCGUGCCCUUGUGAAGAGAAAACCACCUAGAGAUCCCCUGUUUUAUGUUUAUGCAGUAUUUGCUUUUACCAGUGUAGUGAACCUUAUUAUAGGACUUGAACAAGAUGGAAUAAUCGAUGGAUUCAUGACAUAUUACUUGAAAGAGGGUGAACCCUAUCUGAACACUGCCUAUGGGCACGUGAUCUGUUACUGGGAUGGUUCUGCUCAUUACAUGAUGUAUCUUGUUAUGUUGGCAGCCAUAGCAUGGGAGGAAAAUUACAGAUCGAUUGGAUUGUACUGGGUAGGCUCCAUUGUCAUGAGUGUUGUUGUCUUUCUUCCUGGAAACAUUGUGGGAAAGUAUGGAACAAGAAUUUGUCCUACCAUUUUCUUAAGCCUGCCGUACAUUUGUCUUCCUGUAUGGGCUGGUUUCAGAAUCUAUAGACAGCCAGUAGAAACUUACAGCUACCCUUCAAAGGUUGUUCAAGAAGCCCAGAAGAAAGGAUUGCUAAAAAGACCCUUAGAUUUAAUCUUCGUUAUGUAUAUCAUCUUUGCAACAGGAUUUUGCAUAUUUAGAGGCUUGAUUGCCUUGGAUUGUCCUGCUGAGCUCUGCCGACUCUAUAUACAGUUUCAAGAACCCUACAUAAAAGAUCCUGCUGCUUAUCCCAAACUUCAGAUGCUGGCAUAUAUGUUUUAUUCGGUUCCAUUCUUUGUGAUUGCACUCUACGGCCUUAUGGUUCCUGGAUGUUCAUGGAUGCCCGACAUAGCCCUCAUUCAUGCCGGAGGACUAGCUCAGGCUCAGUUUUCCCACAUUGGUGCUUCUCUUCAUGCCAGAACUCCUUAUGUCUACAGAGUCCCUGAGGAGGCUAAAAUGUUUUUCCUCAUAUUAAACUUAGUUUAUGGAAUUCUUCCUCAGUUGCUGGCCUAUCGAUGUGUCUACAAACCAGAGUUCUUCAUGAAAACAAAGACAGACGAGAAGGAGGAAUAAAAAUCACCUCACAUGCUUUUUUGUAGCUAUGUUACUGGCUUUUGUUAUAACUGGAAUACUGAUCUAAGAUCUCUUUCAAAGUGUAUGUUGAAGUACACACAAUUUUAUUGCUCUACACUGUAUGUAUAAACCGUACUGUAAUAUUUGCAGAUUUGUUCUUUUUUUUGAAAAGGGAAAACUAAUUUGUCUAGAAAAGUGUAAAAACAGAUUUAAAAAUGUUUUCUAAAUUAUUUGUGAAUAAACUUUUAACGUUUGCUACUACUCAGUGAUUAUAUUAUCUCAUUAUUUUAUUUGUUCAAAUGUCAUUAUUGAAGUGUCAGCAAUUACUACUACUAUGAAAUUGAACAUACAUUGAACUACAUCGAAGAAUAAAAAUAAACCUGUUGGAACAAAAGUGGUCUUGUCACUGAUUGAAAGAGAGCCUUUUCAUAACUAAUAUGGAUUUGAGGGGGGUGGAAAAUUGAACAAUUAGCCUUGUAUUUUCUAAUACCAAUCACACCCUGAAUUGUAAACCAUCUCCUUUUGGAAAAUGUUGUUUUAAACUCUUAAUUCUUUCUAAUUAAACUUUAAAUUCUCAAUUGUAAGGAUACUACAGUGCUUCUGUUAAUGUUGUUUUUGUUUGGAAAACUCACCCCCAGAAGAAGGAUCUGCUAAAAUUUCUUCCCUUUAUGAAGUGUCUACAUUUCUGUUUGUAAUGAGUUCUUCUACUAUAAUUCAAUGUAUAUUUGUAAUUGAAGUAAAAUGUUUGGUCUCCAUCUUGUGAAAAAAAAUCUCUUAUUAAAGUUUUUCAUUGCAAACAUUUCCCAUAUUUCUGCCAAGCUAUGGUCUGUAGUCCAUAGUAUUCCCUUUUGUUUCUUUUAAAAUUUCUUUGUUUGAACUUCUGAUUACAAUUAUCUGUACCACAUUUAUAGUUCAGUGUGGGCAUUUUCCUGAAAUUUUGAAGGAUUUUAGUUUUUAAUGCACCUUAAUUAAAAGUAAGAUUCAAUAAAGCGCUCUUAAAGAAACCUGGAAUACCUUCCUUACCUACUUCCUAUGAACUCAUUCCUGUUCUGUACUGCUAAGUGUGUGUGUAUAUGAGCCUAUGAAAAGGUUCAACUUUUUAUUAAUGAGAACAAGGAUCUAGACCAGAAAAUGUGUCAAGAAAUUCUAUUUGAGUGUCUGGCUAAUGAGUACAUCCUACCUCUUAGACACCACCACGACUAUGGUGUCCCUGAUUUGCCAUUGGUAUUUCUCCUUCCUCUUACUUCU
Molecule: messenger RNA, 2643 nt
Organism: Gracilinanus agilis (Agile Gracile Mouse Opossum)
Lineage: Eukaryota; Metazoa; Chordata; Mammalia; Didelphimorphia; Didelphidae
Gene: TM6SF1
Product: transmembrane 6 superfamily member 1
Exons: 10
Coding region: 1-1395 (464 amino acids)
Cellular component (GO): lysosomal membrane
Source: RefSeq, a predicted model, not a curated record